Molecule: messenger RNA, 966 nt
Organism: Aspergillus calidoustus
Lineage: Eukaryota; Fungi; Ascomycota; Eurotiomycetes; Eurotiales; Aspergillaceae
Source: the annotation of a GenBank genome assembly
AUGGCACGCAUAAAAGAAGAAGCAUACUACAAGCUCGCCCAUAACUACAUAAGGAAAUACAGACGGGACCAAUCGCGACGAGAAGGUAGUACAGUCGAGCGGGGGCGGCGAAGAUCACUACUACCGACCAUCACGCCGACUUCCGGUUCCAACGCCGACACCGACAGCAGGACGAUUGGCACCCGCUCCAAGACCCUCGGCGCUAUAGACCCGCAAACCCAAUGCGCGCUUUUUAGCAGAUUGCCCCCUGAGAUCAGGCGUAUGAUAUGGGUUGCUGUUCUUGGAAAUCUCGAGAUCGAGAUUGUGACGCAGAGGCAUAGGCGUGUUAUCCCUUAUUUCUAUGAUGAAUGUGCGUGUAUCGACAAACGGGCACAUACAUGUCCGCUACUCGGGUGUAUUAUUAUGAAUGGCCACGGUCUAGACGAAGGUCAAGAUCGAAAGCAGGAGGGUGGGUUGCGACUUCUAGCGGUUAUUUUGACAUGUCGAAGGGCCUACACCGAAGCCCUCCCAAUCCUCUACAUCACAAACAAAUUCACAUUCAUCGCAUUUGAAAUAAUCCAGCUCUUCCGGUCCUCGAUCCCAUCUUCACAUUGGAACUUGAUUCGAUCCGUGCACGUCCGCACCCACAAUAUCCUCUGGAGCCACCAUCCGCGCACGAAUGUUUUUCGGCUCUCGUGCGAGGAUGUACUGAGCCUUGCUUCCUUGCGGGAGUUUACGAUUCGGGUGCGGAGGUCGAGGUCCGGGCUCAGGCCUGAGAGGGCCGAGAGGGAUUUUGAGGGGAUUGUUGGGGCGUUGGAGGUGCUUGGGGGGUUGGAGGGGAGGGGUGUACGGUUGGUGAUUGAGGUUGAGGUUAGGAAGGAGAAGGAGAAUGGGAAUGGGGAAUUCCAGGUUGGAGAAGUGAGGGAAGGACUUGACAGGAGAGGUAUGGGCGGGUGGAUUGUUAGGGCUGUCAAGGGGCCGGAGUGA